Messenger RNA from Suillus subaureus, 1552 nucleotides. RefSeq lists its product as uncharacterized. Bases 151 to 1353 code for a protein of 400 amino acids. NCBI's taxonomy places the organism in Eukaryota, Fungi, Basidiomycota, Agaricomycetes, Boletales, Suillaceae. The transcript has 5 exons. The record is from RefSeq and is a predicted model, not a curated record. Gene Ontology annotation, molecular function: oxidoreductase activity.
UUUUGACAGAAUAUAUGCAUUCGUCCCUACUAUUAGGACCUAAUACACGGGCGUCGGCACCAGUUCGGGCCGGCAACAGCCAAGAUAAGGCCGGAUCAACUCUUUCUGUUCGACUUGACUUCGCAUCUCAUACUUGAUUUCGAACGCAACAUGGCCAUUGAGCUAGCACCAAUCACCCUCCCCGCCACUGCCAGUCGUACUGAUUUUGACCCUGAUUUUGGUCGGGAAGUCAAGAACGUGAGCCCUGGCGAACUAACUCCUGAGCAAUUCAAGGAGAUUGAGACAGCUUUGUACACUCAUGGAAUUUUGCUGUUCAGAGAUGUUACUCUGACACCGGAACAACAGUAUGCUCUAACAAAGGCUUUUGAUCCCGAGUCCGAAUCAUACGGACAUGGUAACAACAAGACUCAGUCGACCAAGAAGUCUAUCCUUCACCCAGAUCUUAAGACGAUUCCUCGGGUUCCUCAAGUUCAACUCAUUGGCAAUGGCAUGGUCUACAACCAUGAGGGUCUUGAAUCCGCUGCUCUCAAGCACCCCUCGCAUACAUCCUUCCACAAGACUCGUGUCUCUGCCGAAAACGAGGCCCUGGGCUUCACCAGAUUCUAUCGCUGGCACAUCGAUGCCGCGCUGUACGAUUACAAUCCACCUCGUGCGACUACCCUCUAUGGUAUCACCGUGCCUGAGGGUGAUAGGCAGACUGUCAGGUACAGCGAUGACGAUGAUCUAUCUGGAGAAACCCUAUCUGUGCCUUUGGGGACCACAGCUUUUGUGUCAGGAAAGAAGAUGUUUCAGAUCCUGCCGCCUGAGUUGAAGAGCUUUGCCGUUCGGACCUCUGUUCGGUACGCACCCCAUCCUUACGUCUGGAUGGCGCCUGCCCGUGCGAAGUCGGACGGUCUAGGAAUCGUGAACGAAGGUCUGGAAUUGCCGCUGAACGAACUUCCAGAGUGGGAGCAAUCGAAAAUUAAAACGCUGCCUAUUCUUUGGAAGAACCCUGUCACAGGCGAACUACACUUCCAAGUGCAUCCCUGCGGUGCUCAAGAACUUAUCGUGAAACCCUUACCACCCGGCGCUUCCCGUGAGGGUGCUUUAUACCCCGAUGGAGAACAUAUCAAGGACCUUGGGAAGGUUCGCGAACUUCUGCACUUGAUGCAACGGCCCGGUAUCGCCCCCGGGUUGGUGUAUCCGCAUGAUUGGAAGGAACGCGAUCUCGUCUUGUUCCACAACCGCGGUUUGCUUCACACCGUUGUCGGUGCUUUCAAGCCCGAUCAAGUCCGCGCAUUCCAUCAGUGCAACCUCGCCGCGUCCGAUGUUCCCACUGGCCCCACGGAGCAGGAUAUCAUUGCAUGGGCUUGAAGUGCAUUCACAUGUCUGAAACGGUCACUAUCUGAUCAUUCGCUAUCGGAAGCAUAUAUAUGGAACUGUACGAUAUCAAUAUGACACUCGCUUUGCUUCAAUACUCGCACACACAUAUUCUCUUGCAAUCAAUGUACUCAUCACAAUGGAUUACCUGGUCAUCUUGUAUCCAAACUAUAGCGUUGUCCAAACAAUUUGU